AUGACCGUUGCUGAGAAAUUUGCUGGUACUUGGACGUUUGCUGACUCGGAAAAUUUCGAUGCUUACCUGAAACAAAUUGGUGUUGGUUUAAUAAUGCGAGGUAUAGCAAAAAAUCUGAAACCGACACUGACUUUUUCCAUGAAUGGUAAUAAAUGGAAGAUUGUUAGCGAAUCACGUUUCAAAAAACAUGUUUGGGAAUUUGAACUGGAUGAAGAAUUUGAUGAAACAACACCCGAUGGACGACAAGUAAAGAGUAAAUUCUUUCUGGAAGGAGACGUAUUAGUUCAACUCGAAAAUGCCAUAAAGGCAAGCGAUAAGAGUACUAGGUUUGAACGUUACAUCGACGAGCAAGGUCAAUUAGUUAUUGUUUGUGACUCCGAAGGUGUGGUUGCAAAACGUAUAUACAAAAGGGCAGAAUAA
Molecule: messenger RNA, 420 nt
Organism: Brugia malayi
Lineage: Eukaryota; Metazoa; Nematoda; Chromadorea; Rhabditida; Onchocercidae
Gene: Bma-lbp-9
Exons: 4
Coding region: 1-420 (139 amino acids)
Biological process (GO): fatty acid transport
Cellular component (GO): cytosol; nucleus
Molecular function (GO): fatty acid binding
Source: RefSeq, a predicted model, not a curated record